Molecule: messenger RNA, 4199 nt
Organism: Cyclopterus lumpus (lumpfish)
Lineage: Eukaryota; Metazoa; Chordata; Actinopteri; Perciformes; Cyclopteridae
Product: oxysterol-binding protein-related protein 1-like
Exons: 27
Coding region: 24-2915 (963 amino acids)
Cellular component (GO): membrane; intracellular membrane-bounded organelle; cytosol
Molecular function (GO): protein binding; cholesterol binding
Source: RefSeq, a predicted model, not a curated record
GGGGCAAAGGAAGUCAAGUGGUUAUGGAGGCGGACACACUCGAGAAAAAGCUUUUAUUUUGUGCCAAAGAGGGCAGUCGCGCUGCUAUUCAGAAGCUCCUUGAGUCGAGAGUCGACCAAAGCUGCUCUCUCGACGUGAACUGCAGAUCCAAGUCCAAAACCACCUCGGGAUGGACUCCCCUCCACCUGGCCUGUUACUUUGGACACAGGGACGCUGUGGAGGAGUUGCUCAAGGCAGGUGCUGAUGCAAAUGUCCAGAAUAACAUGGGUGACACGCCUCUACACAAGGCAGCCUAUACUGGAAGAAAGGAGAUCGUGUUGCUGCUCCUGCGGUAUGACGCCUGUUCCAACAUAAUCAAUGGAACCGCUCAAAUCCCUAAAGAUGUCACAGUGGAUGAUGAAGUCAUAACAAUGCUGGAGGCUGCAGAGAGAAGAGCGAUGAGGCGGCGGGAGGAGAAUCUUCUGGAAGCAGCCAGAGAGGGGGACACCUCCACUCUGUCUAAACUGCUCAGUGGAAAAGAAGCUCCAGAUAUUCACUGCAGGGACUCGGUGGGGAAUACGCCCCUACACUGUGCAGCCUACAGGGGGCAGAAGCAGUGCAUUAUAAAGUUGCUCAAGUCUGGAGCCAAUCCCAGUAAUAAAAACAACAAUGACCAGACGGCAUUAGACCUGGUCCGCAGUGUUAAACUGAGACCGAUCCUCGCAGCCUAUCAAGACAAGGAUGUGAGCAGUGGGAUGCAGAAGAUUGAAGGCCCUCUUUGGAAGAGUUCACGCUUUCUUGGAUGGCGAUCCCACUGGGUGAUAAUUGAGGAUGGAACGCUCUCCUGGUAUCCCAGACAGGCAGAUGCGCUGGCUGGUGUCAGAAGACAGGGCUGUAAGUCUCUAACACGAGCCUACUGCAUGGUCAAACCAUGGGAUCAUUGCUUCUUCGUGCUCCGGUGCUUUGACGACACUGUACAUUAUUUUAAGGUCUCCUCAAAGACGGAUUCGGUGGCUACGAGAAAAAGAUGGUUGGAUGCUCUCGAGGCUCAUUCAUCAUAUAGCACACGCCACUGUACCCGGGAAGAGAUCAUCAACCAUGCAGGUGGUGAUAGCCGCGUGACGAAUCUGUCACAAGCCCUUCAGGCAGCCAGCGCUUCCCAGCAGAAAUUGGCGAGUGAAGUGUCAAUAUUUCUAUCCAUGGGGAAGAAUGAAGAGAAUUAUGCAUUGGCUGCCCCUCUUUUACUGAAAGCCAAAGAGACCAGUGAGCUCUCCAGUGAAACCUGCGCUGCGCUCCAUCUGUGCCUUGAACUGCUGUCAAAACAGGAGGAGGUGUGGAGCCUGAAGUGCGAGCAGGAGGUGGAGAAGAACAAAGCUCUGACGGAGGCCCUGCAGACGUUGGCCACUGAGCACCACGAUCUCAAGCACUCCCUGUGCAAGAGCCGAAGGUCGUCUACUCUCAGCACCCUCACUGAAGAUGACUUCUAUGACGCCGUGUCAGAGUCGGAUUCGGAGCUCUCGGUGAGCGGCUUCCUGUCUGUGGCCAGUCACUCCUGUGAAGAGGACGAGGGGAGAGACGCCCCCCUUCUCAGCAGCCUCCGCCAUCCCAGCGCUCUCGGGGGGCCUACCGGAAUGUCAGGGGAGAGUAACCAUGGCAACCAGCACAAUGGAGUCAAGAAGCACAGGACAUCUCUACCGACUCCCAUGUUCUCGAGGAAUGACGUCAGCAUCUGGAGUAUCCUGAAAAAAUGCAUCGGCAUGGAGUUGUCAAAGAUUGCCAUGCCUGUGAUAUUUAAUGAGCCUCUGAGUUUCCUUCAGCGGUUAACGGAAUACAUGGAGCACACCUACCUCAUCCACCAGGCCAAUGCCGCAACAGACUCCGUGGAGAGGAUGAAGUGUGUUGCAGCAUUUGCUGUCUCUGCUGUAGCAUCGCAGUGGGAGAGGACUGGGAAACCCUUCAACCCACUACUGGGGGAGACCUAUGAGCUCAUCAGAGAAGAUUUAGGCUUCAGGUGGGUGUCGGAGCAAGUAAGCCAUCACCCUCCAGUCAGUGCCUUCCAUGCUGAGGGCCUCAAUGAGGACUUUGUCUUCCAUGGCUCCAUCUACCCGAAACUCAAGUUUUGGGGGAAGAGCAUAGAAGCUGAGCCCAAAGGACUCAUCACACUGGAGCUGCCCAAACAUAAUGAAGCCUACACCUGGACCAACCCCACCUGCUGCGUCCACAACAUCAUCGUUGGUCAGCUCUGGAUUGAGCAGUAUGGCAGCGUGGAAGUGAUCAAUCACAAGACCGGAGAGAGAUGCAGCAUGAUGUUCAAGCCCUGUGGCCUCUUUGGGAAGGAGCUACACAAAGUGGAGGGAUACAUCCUAGAUAAAAGCAAAAAGAAGCUCUGUGCAAUAUACGGCAAAUGGACAGAAUCUCUAUAUACAGUAGAUCACGUUACCUUUGAUGCCCACAAAAAGAGUGACAAAAAGAGUUCGGAUGAAAAGAAAGACAACAAGCGGAGCAGUGUGGAUGAGGAGCCAGAGGAGAUGCCUCCAUCUGAUGCCGAGACCGUCCAGGUCAUCCCCGGCAGUGAGCUCAUCUGGAAGAUAACGCCGCGACCAGAUAACUCAGCCAGGUUCUACGCGUUCUCCACGUUCGCCAUGCACCUGAACGAGCAGGACGAGAGCAUGGAGGGAGUCACGCCCCCGACUGACAGUCGCUUCAGACCGGACAUCUGCGCCAUGGAGAAUGGAGAUAUCGAUUUGGCGAGUUCCGAGAAGAAGAGACUCGAGGAAAAACAGAGGAUGGCCCGGAAGAAUCGCACCAAAUCACCCGACGACUGGAAAACGAGGUGGUUUCAGCAAGGACAAAACCCUCACAACAAAGCUCAGGAUUGGCUCUACUUGAACGGCUACUGGGAGAGGAGCUUCACUCAGCUGCCUGACAUCUACUAAUAAGUAGAAAUACGUGGAUAUCUACUUUUGCUACCUUUUUGGACGUUAUCUGCUCUGGUUUGUAACGAUGUCACAGAGCUGAUACAGAACAGCAGAUAGGGUCGAGGAAAUGUGCUUGAAAAAUGUCUCAAAGCAGUCAAAAGGCAGAACACUGAGUGAACACCAGUGGCAUAUAUUCUUUUUCGUAGAUGUGUGUGUGUGUGUGAACCGUGAAGCACAAAAACUCUUACGUUCGUUAAUUGUGGUGCUCGACCACUUGUGUAUGCUAUAGGCAUGUGUUGGAAAAACUAGAAUAUAUAUAUAAAUGAGUGUGUUGUCGGUGCGGAAACCUUUUACUCGUCAGCUUCAGUGCACAGACCUCACAAGGCCCAACGGAGGGCAUGAAGAUGCAUCGGUUAUUUAACUCUGACACCGAUUGUACUUGUACAAAGUAUCCAAAUGGACCAUGUCUGCAUAGUCUGCUGCAAAGAUGACGGCAAGUAAAAUGUUACCACAUCUGACGAGAACUGUGGCCAGUACCACAUCAAUAAAAUCAACAAUACAUUAAACGUUUAAAAUAUAGCACUAAGCUUGAAACCAUGAGUUGUUCCGAUGUGUAUUGAUAACGGCGUUGCACAUAAGUCUACCUGACACUGUGCACACUAGUGUUUUUUUUCUAACCUAGAGAUUUGUGUGUGUGUAAAAGUUAAGUGUAAUUAGCUGUUAUACUAAUAUAUUUCAAAUGUAACUAUCUCACAAUAACUGCAUGUGCAUCACUAUAACUAUGCAAGCCUUACCUCCUUCACGAUCAAGCACUGAAAUUCCUUUUCUCAUGUUGUGGAUAGCUGCUGUUUUUCUUCCUGUUGUCACUCUUUUUGGGUAUUAAAAUGGAAUUUCUAUUGUUGCUAAUGAAAGCUUAAUACGUUUAUACGUUCUUUUGUGCAAUUUGCUGUAAUUUUAGGUAAACGUCUUCAUUAGAUUGGUGUCUGUUGGAUUAAGGUGUUACAAGUUGAGUGGCAUUGUAAAUGUUGAGAUGUUACUAUAUGCUGUCAACCCCACUGCCCUGCUUAGACAGAUCAUAACAUUUGUCUCAACCUUCCUAUUUACGGGAUUUGUCACCAAAUUAUGCAGACUGUUUCUCACAAUCCAUCUAUUGGGAUCAGAAAAAUCAAGGUUGAAAAUUCCUGGCAGUAAUUAUAUGUGGCUAUAUUUAAGAAUUAGUGUUUCUAAUAUAUUUGUAUCAUUGAGGGUUGACUAAUUACAGUACAUUUGUUUUAUAAUGCAAUAAAUAUUCCCUGCUGCUCA